GUUUUGAUUUUUAGCGCCACUUUUCAAAGAAAAACAGUAGCUGCUCAAAUUGGUCAAACGGUCAGUUGCUCGUUGGCGCCUUGGCGGUUGCUGGCUUGGUGCUGCAAGUUGCAAGGCAAACAGCGUCUUCAACAUUUUUUAACACAUUCCUUUAUCGUGUAAAAUUACACGUGUUUUUACAAUAGUCGUUCUAAAAACCCCUCGUAUACCGUAGAAAUAAGGUAGAAACAAUGGUAAAAGAACAGUAUCGAGAAACUGAUGUGAUCAGAAAGAUAGCUAAAAUAAGCUUUGGAAUUGAGAGCCCCCAUGAAAUCCAACAACAAGCCCACAUUCAAAUAGUGAGCGAAAAACUGUAUCUGGAGAAUUCUUCUGGUAAUCAAGAUUCUUCCAGAACACCCGUUCAAUAUGGAAUGUUGGACAGGAAAAUGGGGAUGAGUGUUAAAGAUGCGACAGAACGUCUGGGACAGAUGAUCCGGGACAGAACGUCUAGGAUCCGUUUGGUUACGAAUUUAUGAUGGAAAAAAUAAAAAUUUGCGAAGAAAUUUUUUAUUAAGAAGAAUUUGUGGAAUAACAACGAAACAGUUAUAAAAAUGUGAUGAUAAAAAAACUUUUAUAUCGACAAUUUCUUGUUUCCUUCAUAAUUUUUGAGAGUAAGAAUCGUUGGAAUAAGAGAAAACUUUUUCCAUAUGUUUUGCAUCAUUUUGCCAUCAUCUUUGACUUCCCCUUAGUCUCAACAUGACGAAUGGAAUCCUUUAACUUACUAUCCUUGGAAAAUCAAGUAUCACAUUACUUUUUAAAUCCUAAAUUAACAUCAUUGCUGCUCAUAUUUUCAGUAUUUUAUAGAGAAUAUUAUAACCUAUCGUUUCUCCGAGGGCGCACUUGUCCAACCUUGUUGCCAAAAAAAA
Molecule: messenger RNA, 905 nt
Organism: Daphnia pulex (common water flea)
Lineage: Eukaryota; Metazoa; Arthropoda; Branchiopoda; Diplostraca; Daphniidae
Product: DNA-directed RNA polymerase III subunit RPC1-like
Exons: 3
Coding region: 231-515 (94 amino acids)
Source: RefSeq, a predicted model, not a curated record